UGAAGAUGCUCGCGAUCUGCGACGUCGAGGGAUAUUGUUUCGUCAGCAGCGUCGACGGUGGAUUUUCGGGGGAUCCCAAGCUAAGGGCCUGGUCUGACUGCCCUCUGGGCCUCUGGGACGGACCACUCGGCACGUUCUACAUGUCCUGCUCGGCGCCUACAAGGAGUUCAGUGAAAAGAUCGACGGUUCUGGCGUGCACAUCGCAAUGAACAAAUACUUCACAAGCCCGACACUGUUCGAGUGUCUUGCGAGCCACGACAUCUUCGCGGUGGGUACGUACCGGGUGAAGCGAACCGCUGGCGCGAUCCCUUUCUUGCAGAGCCUCGAUCGCAUCCCCGUCAAGCGGGGAGACAUGCACUUUGCCCGCGCCGGCAAUAUCGCAUUCGUGCAGCGGCUCGACUCGAAGGAUAUCAUCCUGUGCAGCACCAUCCACCUCGCCCAACCUCGCGCCGCCAUCGGCGAGCCCAAGAAGGAGGACGACGACGGCGGCGACGACCAUUUCGCACCUCUACCGUACAGCCUGCGCAAAGCUGGGCAGAAGGGGAAAUCCAUGGAGCUACAGCAGCCGUGGAUGCGUAAGGAUUACGUGGCCAACAUCGGGGGAGUAGAUACGGCCGACCAACAGAAUGGUUCCCACGCCCAUGACCACGAGGCGUGCACGAACUACUGGCGGCGAGUGAUGGAGGCCAAGAUUGAGGAGACGUUCACCAACAUUUUCGUGAUGUUCAAGGCUUUCGUAACCUUCUUGGAGGAUGAAGCGAAGGAUAGGCUCGAGGGAGUAGACCUAGAGCUUGACGUGUCAAUGAAGUUGGAGGGAGUGGUGGACGAGCUGGCCAGGUUGGCCAAUCUUGAGAGGUCGGCCUGGACGAAAAGAUGUCGACGGAGCUCAUGGGGAGGUGCUGUGUUGGUAGCCUGAACAAGGGGGGGAAACACGGAUCUGCUCGAGGGGGGAUCCGUUGACAUAUUUCUUGGCGAGCAGACUGAUCGUAGCGCAUCCUCCUCCCGUCCGUGAUGAAUUUGUUUUACUCUGUCGUUUUAUCUGUUGUGUCUUCCCGAUACCAGCAGUGGUAUUAUGGUGUGUGGCGUUUGUGUUGUGUACUUGUUUACCACCCAUCUGUAUCAUGCAGCGGUCGAAGUACGAUCGUUUUCAUCCUUGCGAGAAAAAGUGCAAGUUAUUGAAUCACAAUAUUGUAGGUAUUUUAUUCCGCGCUAUUUCUGAAAGCGCUUGUCUUUAGAGUCUGAAGUGUCCUCCGGGAUAUGCAGUGAAGAGUACUUGUCGGGCAACUGUUAGUGGGCGCCGGGAGUGUCACGUGUGUGUUUUUAGCCCCCCCAACCC
This is a messenger RNA of Ectocarpus sp. CCAP 1310/34, 1336 nucleotides long. The record is from the annotation of a GenBank genome assembly. NCBI's taxonomy places the organism in Eukaryota, Phaeophyceae, Ectocarpales, Ectocarpaceae.